This is a messenger RNA of Penicillium samsonianum, 1422 nucleotides long. RefSeq names its product GIY-YIG nuclease family protein. The coding region runs from base 1 to 1422 and encodes 473 amino acids. Lineage: Eukaryota; Fungi; Ascomycota; Eurotiomycetes; Eurotiales; Aspergillaceae. The record is from RefSeq and is a predicted model, not a curated record. The transcript has a single exon.
AUGUUUUCAUUAAUCUUUGAAAAGUCUCUGCAAUGUCGACCUCACGAUUUAUGCGGGUCCCAACCGCUCAUAGGGCCUUUUCCCAGUCACAAUGCACGCUACCUUGCUAUCCCUGACAAAAGUCACCCCAAUAGCCUGUGCGAUGAAGCCGUUGCAACGAAGCUACUGUAUCCAACCAAGCACUCAACUGAAAGCAAGGUAGAGGUGAAGGGCAGGAGUCACCUCAUUGCAAAACUAGAGAUCACUUCGCAAAUUCUCGUCGCUCAAGGAGAGGAACCAGCUGAAGAAAACAACCAGAAGCGUCAAGCGUUGAAGACGAAACUAGCACCAAAACUAAACCGACGCAGAAAGAGUAACCAGUUGUCCUCCAACGACACUGAUAUGCGUGAUAUGGAUGAAUACUUCGAGGUUCUGUCGCCAGAAGAUGUCAGCUCCUUCUCAUUCAUUCUCGAACCAACCACGAGUAAGCGGUUCUGUCGAGAGAAGAUCGAAUUCUGGCUGCCGAAAAACCCACACGAGAUAACAAUGGACUUCUCCCGUCCAGGAAUGGUACUUCUUAGACCACAGGCUUUGAUACAUGCUACUUCCAGGCCCGCUAAGAAGAGUUUUCCAUCUAAGAAAGUUUCAACUACCCAAAAGUCUGUUUUGGACGCUAUCGCGGAACCACGCAUUUCAACAACUCUGCCCAUUGGUGAAAUUACACGGUCUGGUGAUCGGGAGAAGCAAGCGGGUUUGGGUUUGAACGAGGUCAAUCCAAUCCAAAAAUUCAAACCCUACACGUCAAAGAUCAUCACCCGAAACCUACCUGAGAGUCUUAGGGAACUUCUUACGAAGCCUCUCUCGACAAGCGAUUUGAAGUUUAAGGGUUCGAUGUAUAUAUUUUGGCAGCAAGGCAAUUUUGGAUACCUGAAGAUUGGACGCUCGGGAGAUGUUCGUCGCCGUUUCAAGGAAUGGUCUAAUCAAUGUAAGAAGGAUAUGGGAAUUCACUUUCCAGACUUCGCGCCAGAGACAAGCGAUGGCCAGCGAGCUUUGAAAGAGGUUGCCCAUAUUUGUCGUGUCGAGGCUCUGGUUCACCUAGAAUUGUUGGAGCACAGAAAAAUCGAAGAGAAAUGCCCAGGCUGCUCUCGGAACCACAUUGAGUGGUUUAAAAUCCCAGAUGAAAGAGCGAUAGCUGUUGUGCAGAAGUGGAUGGCUUGGAUGGGAACGGAACCGUAUGAGAAACGAGGAACGGGAGGUGAAGAAAAAUGGGAGCUAAAAGCCAGAGAAAUGGAGCGACUAAGAGAGCUUAGUCAACCUUUAUUUCCCGAAUUGGUCCCAGAAUCUCAGGCUCGGGAAGAAAGACUGGCUUCUCUUCGUCCUAGAGCUUCCUCUUCAACCCCAUGGAGAGGUGGAAAGGACAAAUUGGGACGGAGAUCAAUUUAG